GCAGUUUAAAAAAAUCAAAUCUUUUGGAUAGACUGUCCCUGCAAGCAAUUAUCACAUUAUCUUUGUUUUAAUCGUUUCAAAAUGUUCAAUUGAAAUAGAAAAACAGUUCCAAUAUUUUACAGUGAUAAAUUGUCACAUUUUACUUUUCAUAGACCUACAAUUCAAUCGAUCUUGACCAAGUUACUACCAGGCAGACUGACAUAAGAAACGUUUCCAUAAUUUGGGAGUGUGUGAGACUCAUCGAAUUUGAACUUUGGUAAAUUUGUAGGGAAAACGAAUUUUUUAGCAUCACUCUGCUGAAAUUUCAUGUUCAUAAAAGUAGGCCUAGAAUCUCCAGAAAUUUCACGGUGACGUCUAUGCAUGGGUGCAGCUAUACUUAUAAAAGUAAAAAACAAAAUGUGUUUUUUGUUCGCGAACUACUUCGUGGUCUUUGAACCAAACUUAAUAAGAUGAUACAAUGGACCAAGGGCCAUGUCAUAUGGUGGUUACUAUCUGACCCCACCCACCACAGGCCAUGUUUACAGCCAAAAUUUGCUUAUUUAGAUAAUGACUCCGUAGUCUUAAACCAAUUUUAUUUCUAAAAUUUUUAAUUUUGAGUUUUUCCUUGAAAUUGUUUUUAAGUUUUUCUUGGAAAAUGUUUACUUUACUCAUUAGAAAUGUCAAACAUUCACAUUUUUGCCAGGAAAAUGGUAAUCAAAGCACAAGGUCAGACCCUUAAAUUGGCAGGGCUACAUCUGAAAACCCCCUUGCUUUUUACAUGGUCAGUUCUACGUUGGGUGUUCAGAAGUAAAAUCACCAAGAAAUAUUUUAAGCCCAGGAAGAAAGAAGAACUUCUAAUGUGGCUAUGAAAAAACAGAAUGCCAACAAACACUAAGAUUGUGAGAGGGAUUAGUAAAGGUUUCUAUGCCUCGUCGAAAGAACCCCAAACUUCUACAAGACAUUUGUCUUCAAAAAGUUGCAGAACGUGUAUGUACACAUAGUGUACGUUCAUCAGCCUCCAUUAUACACAAAGGUAUUAGCAAGGGUGUAUUUUCAGAAAAUCUACAAUGGUUACCGUCUGCUGUAAUGGAAAAAGUAAUAAAAAUUGUUCAUCAACUACAACCUGGUGGGAUAUACUAUAAUCAACUGGAACUAUUGCUAUCAGCGAAUGUCCGAACUCUUUGUCUCCAAUACUCAGCAUCCAAAAGUUUACGUAACGUUCCUUUGGGGUUUCAACGACUACUGAGAAAGAUUGCUGCAUGUGGAACAAAUUUAGUCGAUCUGGCUUUAACUGGAUGUGUUUUAUGGAACAACGACGAACUAGUAAGUACAAUCAGAUGUUUGCCUUCUCUGCGUCGUUUGGUACUUUACAGUAGUAAACUGAAUGAUGAUGUACUGGUGACAGUUGGAGAAACUUGUAACUUCAUUGAAGAACUGUAUAUUAGUGGUUGGUAUCUUUCUGACCAAGGUCUCUUAGGCUUGUUUGGGAGUCCGACUGAGAGGGGUGGGUGUCCACAUCUACACACUUUGAUAAUUGACAGUGACCGUAACUACCAACCAAAUAUUACAUUAGAAGCUGUUGUCAGAGUGUUGCAGAAACAAACACAACUCAUCCACCUGAAGAUACCAAAACUUACAGAAGCCAUCCUGUUUCUAGGUAAAAAAGAAAAUGUUCUUUCAGCUCAUUCUUCUAUUCGACUUGGCCUCAUGACAUACCAGGAUGACCUCUAUCAAAGUCCCUUGACGCCAGAAGAUGUUAAGACCCUGGUAUCCUUAUGUCCCUCAUUAAGUGAAAUCAAAAUAACUAUUGAUGACCCGAAAGCCAUCAAUGAAUUAUCUAAGUUGAGUUUCUUGACUCAUUUGUCUCUUACUGAUUGUAGGCAUCAUACUUGUCGGGAUUUUAUCGAAGCUUUCACACAGCUGCUAGCAGAGGUGGGUAUUCAUAUAUCCUAUCUUGAACUAGUAACCACAGAAGUGGAUAUUUCUGCCAUCAAUCGCCAUUGUCCACACUUAAAAAGCUUGGAAUGUCUGAAAAUACUUCGAUUCCACCGGAAUGGAGGACUAGAUCAGCAGUCACCCUAUUUUCAGGAACUAACCACUUUAAAGCUGUUUCCAUCGGAAGUAAACAGCAUCAGAGAAGAAGAACUAUUCUUGCUGCUUGGAUCGUGUUACUGUUUAAAACACUUGUUUGUUGGCUGGUGUGACUGUCUAACCGACGACUGUAUGGCGCGUAUUUUACAGAAAAAUUCCUUCAUGCGUCUCCAAGAACUAGAACUGUCCGACAUUCCAGCGAUUACAAUCAAUGGGAUAAAGCCUUUACUUCUGUCUGAAAAUGAUCUUAAUUCGUGUAACAUAUUAUCGUGCGAUCAAAUAUCUAAAGACGAUGUCGUUUCUAUGAAGAAAAUGGCUGAAGCUUUGAAUUUGAAUUUAACUAUUAAAUUUUAUGAUUGAUUAAAUAAUAAAUAAAAAUCUUAAAGAAUACUUUUGUAUAUGCUAAAUAAAUUAAAGAUAUUCGGCAUUAAUUUACAACUACAAUUUCUAGUCACUUAGUAUUUAUUGUAACCAAUUACGUAAAUAUCUAAAUAUAAAAUAUUGUGUCGUUGUUUCAAAUAAUGGUAAUAAAAUAUAGGAUUUAUUCGUAACAUUAUUACAUUUGUUUAAUAGAAUAACUUAUAAUGCGAUCAAAGCUAUGUUUGUAGCUCUUAUUUGUAAUACAGAACCUAUCAACCUACAAUGCAGGUAAUGAAUGAAUCAUGUCAAUAACAUUUUCAGAAUAAGCUUUGUGUGUCUCUAUUGUUCCGUCUUUUCAUCAAAAAUGUUUCUUCUCCUUUGUAGAAUACACUUGUAACUUAUUCAUUAUUUAAUGGUGAUUUUAUUAUUUUGUUAUUUUAUUUUGGAUAAUUAAAACGACAUUGUAAAUACAGUUAA
Limulus polyphemus (Atlantic horseshoe crab) is the source of this 2907-nucleotide messenger RNA. RefSeq lists its product as uncharacterized. Gene Ontology annotation, cellular component: SCF ubiquitin ligase complex. The coding region runs from base 904 to 2430 and encodes 508 amino acids. Gene Ontology annotation, biological process: SCF-dependent proteasomal ubiquitin-dependent protein catabolic process. The transcript is spliced from 3 exons. Lineage: Eukaryota; Metazoa; Arthropoda; Merostomata; Xiphosura; Limulidae. The record is from RefSeq and is a predicted model, not a curated record.